AUGUUGAACAAUAUCCACUAUGAAGAUUACCUCACUUUUGAUGAUGUGACUUUGGUUCCACAAUACAACAAUGUGCCAUCGCGUUUGCAUCCAUCGUUGGAUUCUUGGUUGACAAAGAACACUAAAAUUGGUAUUCCUCUUCUUGCAGCAAAUAUGGACACUGUGAUUUGCGAUGAAUUGGCUGACGUUUUAAUUGCUAAUGGAGGAAUUCCAUUGUUCCACCGUUUCACUUCCUUCGAAACCCAAGCCAAUUGGGCACAAAAGUACAAGGACAAUUGUUUCAUUUCAUGUGGUUUGAACGAUAUGGAGUCAACAGUUAAAUUGUUAGAACUAGGAGCUAAAGGUGUCGUGAUUGAUAUUGCUCAUGGUCACUCCGAUGCCAUGUGCUCAUUCAUUAGAAAUUUGAAAAAGCAAUUACCACACAAGGAAGUCAUUGCCGGUAACGUUUGUACGGCUAUGGGCUAUCAGGAUCUUGUCUCUGCUGGUGCCGAUGCUGUCAAGGUUGGAGUUGGUUGCGGAGCUGCUUGUACCACUCGUAUCAAGACUGGAUUUGGUAUUCCUCAAUUCAGUGCCAUCAAGAAUUGUGCUGAUUUGGCUCGCAAACUCCGUGUGCCAAUCAUUGCCGAUGGUGGAAUUGUUUUUGAGAGAGACAUGGUGUUGGCAUUGGCUGCCGGAGCAAGCUCUGUCAUGAUGGGAUCAAUUUUCGCCAAGACCAUUGAAAGUGCUGCACCCAAGUUCAAGAAAGUUGAAAAUGAUAAGGAAAUUACUUUGGUCAAAUAUAGAGGACAAGCUAGUAAGGACUUCCAAGAUGAUUACUAUGGUGGUUUGAAGAAGGGCACUGUGCCAGAAGGAGUUGCUUUCUAUGCCAAGUGUACUGGUUCUGCUCAAGAUGUCAUUGACAACUUUUGUGGAGCUUUGAGAAGCGCUCUCACUUAUGGAGGUGCUAAGGAUAUCAAGGAAUUGCAAAGAAAGGCUGAAUUCGUUCGAGUUACACACAGUUUUGGUAAAGAGUCUCAUCCAAGACCAGAGAAUAUCACUUUGUAA
Messenger RNA from Naegleria lovaniensis, 1044 nucleotides. RefSeq lists its product as uncharacterized. The coding region runs from base 1 to 1044 and encodes 347 amino acids. The transcript has a single exon. The record is from RefSeq and is a predicted model, not a curated record. NCBI's taxonomy places the organism in Eukaryota, Heterolobosea, Eutetramitea, Acrasida, Naegleriidae. Gene Ontology annotation, molecular function: catalytic activity.